Messenger RNA from Dermacentor silvarum, 4868 nucleotides. RefSeq names its product nose resistant to fluoxetine protein 6. Gene Ontology annotation, molecular function: acyltransferase activity, transferring groups other than amino-acyl groups. The transcript is spliced from 14 exons. Bases 1 to 2394 code for a protein of 797 amino acids. The record is from RefSeq and is a predicted model, not a curated record. NCBI's taxonomy places the organism in Eukaryota, Metazoa, Arthropoda, Arachnida, Ixodida, Ixodidae.
AUGUGGACCCGCACGACGUUCGCGGUCGCCGCGGCCUGCAUCUAUCUCGCCGCCGCGGGGGCGGCCACGAUGCAGCCUCAGGUUUCACGCGCCGUGGCCGAAGACGUCGUCGGCGAUACGACGGCUGGCGGCGAACCACCACCGUCCGCCGGCGCCACCACAGUGUCCGACGACCUGGACGUGGAGGGUCGCCUCCGGUCCCUCAUGGACCGUCUCAUCCACGAGUCAUUGCCACGCAUGACGGCACUGGGCACCGGCUCCAACGUGACCGGCGACUGCUCGGCGGCCCUUUUCCGGCUGCUUCUGGGAAUGCGCAAGUUCGAGCCCUGGGCUCUCAGGCUGCUGGACGCCAACUCACGUCCGCCAGGUGGCCUCAUCUCGGGCACGUUCAACGACCUGGGCACCUACGACCAGUGCCUUUCCACGGCGGCACGCGAUGCCGACGGUGGCGUUCACUUCUCGGGCCAGUAUUGCACCCUGUACCUGCAGCCGCGACGUCUCCCUUUCUUCGAGAAGAUCGUGCGCCGGCUCCACGACGAUGUCUACGACGGUCUAGGACAACAGGCGGCCCUCGUAGACGCUGCCUGGGUCAAAGGCAAAGAGGCCUACACGCCCGUGGUGGUCGACAGCCAGGGCGAGGCAAAGCUGGAUUUCUUCAGGUUCAUGUACAAUGACAUGGCGCACGGCCUUCGCCUAGGGGUCUGUUUUCCAUCAGCCUGCUCUGCAACCGAGUUCCAGUUCUUGAUUGGAUCGCUGGUUGGCCAACACGGCUUUGACGCAACCGUCAAAGGAUGCGUGAUCAAGGAAAAGACACCGCUUAGCACUACGGAGAAAGCCCUCAUGUACUUCAUGGCCUCGUGUAUAUCUUUCGUAAUCGUCGGUUCGCUCACGGAUAUCUACCUGCGCAAAUACGGCAAAGAAGCCGGACAUGACCUCAACAACAUUGGUGCCUUCUUCAAGGUGGUGCUGUCGUUUAGCGCGGUGGCCAACACAGAGAAGCUUUUGAACGUGCGUGCCGAACGCGGUAGCGAUGCCUGGCGUCUGCGCUUCCUGCACGGCCUGCGAUUUCUCAGUGCAAGCUGGGUCAUCCUGGGCCACAGUUACCUGACUGUCGAGCCGACGGCUGUGGGAGAGCUCCUCCGCAUCAUUCGCUUUGGCAAGAACUUCAUCUGGUGCCUCGUCGGCAACGCUUAUCCAUCAGUGCAGACCUUCCUCUUCAUGAGCGGAUUCCUACUAAGCUUUAACAUCGCCAGGCACUUGAGGCAAAGAAGGGGAAACCUCUGGCUACCAGUCACGCUGCUUCUCGUAAGAAGAUACAUAAGGUUGACGGCGCCGCUCAUGUUCGUGAUCGGGGUGUGGCUGCUUGUGCCGCUGGUGGUGGAUGGGCCGCUGGCCAAAGAGCACCACCCAUCCAUCUUCGCCACCUGCACGCGCAACUGGUGGCGGGCGCUCAUACACAUCAACAACUGGAGCGACCUGCUCGACAUGUGCCUCCAGCACAGCUGGUACGUAAGCGUCGACUGGCAAAUCUACAUGUUCAUCUGGAUCAUUCCAGUCAUCAUGUUGAGCCACCCGAGGAUUGGCUUGCUCCUCGGAGGUGUCCUGGCGAUCGGCACGUCAGCUGCCGUCACCAUCAACGCUUACAUGUACUCCUACCAACCGCUCCCUUUGUAUGGUCAGCCUGAGCUCGACAAGACGUUGGACAUGAUGAAGUUCAUCUACUACCGGCCGUACGUGCACGUCACCUCGUACGCCGUGGGCAUCAUGCUGGGCUACGCAGUCAGCACAAACGUGGGGCUGAAGCUUCCACGAUGGGCUCGCGCCGGAUGCUGGAUGCUGUCCACUAUGCUGGCGCUGCUUGUCGUCUUCGGUCCCUUCAAGUGGCUGCGCGGAGACUCAUGGCUGGGCGCCGACGCCGUCGCUUACGCCGGCUUGAGCAAGCUGGCAUGGGCGCUGUCCCUCUCCUGGGUCGUCUUCGCUUGCGCCUCCGGCCGUGGAGGUUUCGCCAACCGGCUGCUCUCCUGGAAGCCUCUCAUACCGCUCAGCCGGCUUUCGUACGGCGCCUACCUGAUCCACUCACCGCUCUACCUCAUACGCGCCGGCAUUCUGCGAGAACGAAUGUCCCUGCAGCACUUUAACUUGGUGAAGGACUUCUUCGGAUGCCUGACAAUGUCAUUCCUGAUGGCAUACCUGCUGUACCUGUUGUGCGAAGCACCUGUUGCGUCACUCGAAAAGCUGUUGCUGGCGCCUGCGACUCGUCGGAUCCAGGCAGCGGCCACGCAAAAGGACGCCACGAGCGAAGCCCUGCAUGACGAACGUGGCCGGGAAGAGGUCUGCGUUACCGUCGCCUCUGCGCAACAUUACGUAAUCACCGAGUCUAAGUGCCGCCUCUAGAACUGCUUGCGCGGGUAGAAGAAGGGCCACCAUUUCAUGCCAGCACUUUGAAAUGAUCCAGCAGUUUCAUCGUACGGCACCGGCGUCGUCCGACCCCCGCUGGAGUGGACGGCGCUACCUUUCCGAGCGAGACCGAUUGAGCCCACUUUCAUGACUAGCCCUUGUACAUCAUCGCGUUUGGGCACCUUCUCAGGUCACUGGCUGUCUGCAACUGUGGAACGACAGUGCUAAGUCGUAUUUGUUGCUUUCGUUCAGUUCGGUGCAAGCGACUGAAUGCGUGUGUCUUUGUUACCAUAGUUUAAAGCCAGUGCAUUGACAUCAUUCAGAUUCUAAUUACGCAGCAUGUGACACUUCCGCUUUGCUUUUUCUGCAUAAUUCUUUAUAUUUUACACCUUUAGAAGAUAAAACUCGACAGCCUUCGCUUUUGUUAAGGUUAACCUAAGUUGGCACUAAAAUUAAUAAUAAUAUUGCGGUAUAAAAAGCGUCAUAGGACUUCCGCCGGAGAAAAUUGUCGACUUUACUUGCGGAUACUCAGGGGGGAUCAUGUGGUUACCUAACAUCAACUUAUACGAGCUUCAAAAGCGAUGUAGUGCUUGCACGCUAUGCUUAAGUACAAACGCUCCAUCGGAAGAAUGAAAAAAAAAGAAUUAGUGAUUUUUCCGGAGACGCCGCUUUAUGCAGUAUAAGUUGCCUUUGUGGUGAUCCCUUGCUCGGCAAACAGGACACGCCGGCAUUCGAGAAACGAACACCUCAGUAGAGCCCGACAGAUGUGGACGAGAAUGUGGGAGUGUCAACCGCUUUGUUGCACUCAGCUUAGUGAUGCAAGGAUGAGUCGUACCUCUAUUUGAAAUAUGGUAGUGCUGUAAAGUUAAUGCGCUUGAGAUCAUCAAAAGAAGGAACCUAUUGUUAUUUUGUAUAUAUAAAAAAACCUCACUACCUCUUAGACUCUGUUAUAUAUCAUAUCUCAUAUGAUGCAUCCUUGUUUUGCCAGUCAUCAGUACUGUCUAUAAGACCAAUCAUGUUCAUCUGCCCUCACACUUUUUGUUUACCACCGGCUACAGCAUUGAGAAACUGCUGGCAUUCGCGAAGCUGAACAUUGAUUUACCAUUUUAUCGCAACUGCGUAUGGCUCAAUAAGCAUCACACACAGGAGCUCGGUUGUGCCAACUUUCUGGUCAAUUUCUGGUGACUUCUGGUCAUAUCGCAUCUACUACGCAUCUAUAAAGGAGUGCUUGUGACCACAAAGUACGCUGCCAUGUAUAAAAAUUAAACAUGGAACGAGUGCGCAUCUUGAAUCAUAUAAACUGUGUGAAAGCAUAUCGGAAUAAGUUAUUCCGCGAUAUACUUAUGUAUGUGCAAACUAUGUGCCGAAGAAAAAGCUCAUACACAACGGGUUUUCAUUAAAUAGUUAAGCGUAGGCUAACGUCUAAUAAAGCACAUAAGGAGUGGCGUCAAGAUAAACGGGAAGUAUCUUUGUCGUUUGUCAGCAUCGUAUAUUGCUGGUCAGCAGCACUUUAGUUUCACGUGUCAAAAUAGGGUUUUUAGUCAUUUGCUUCACAGGAAUGUUCAUUUUUUUUAUAUGUUACUAGAUCUCAAUUUACCGCGUCUAGCGUGUGGACAGAUUCGAUUUAUAAUCCGGGCAGCUGAAUGGGAGCUGGUGCGGACGCAGUGCCGUGCUGAAACAGUGUUAACUUGUGCAGUAUUAAUGUCGUCAACCUUAUCAGAAAUGCUUGCUUAAUAAAGCAGCUAGCAGCCUUGUUAUUACAGCAUUAGAACAGAAUUAUAGUCAUUUGAGAAGACGAGUACUCGUGUAGUUCAAGUGACCUUUUUUUUUCGUGCUAUUGUUACAGUGUAGUUACGUUGCUGUCUCUGUUUUGCUUAUGUUUAUUUCUUCACCCAUGGAUGAUCAGUCCUAACCCUCCCUCUUAACUCUUAAAUGCCGCGAACAAUCGCUAUGCUUUGACAGUGCUGUAUGUCUGGUUUUCUUUGGCUUUGUAUUUGCUUUGUAUUUUUGAUUGUGAGCAAACGCACGACGAUUCUGACGUGAGAAGCUACAUUACUGCUGCCCGAAUUCCACGUGUUAGCAUUUGGCGACCUUUCUGAUGAAGCUAAGCUUUUUUUUUUUUUUGAACAAUUCCACAGAUUCACCAGUGAUGAACACUACUUCUAUGCGUAAUUUUUCAAAACAAACAAAUGACACCGUAACGCACUACUCAUUAAGCUUUCGCGCCAAAAAAGAAGAAAGAAAGCAGGAGGCAUUUAAUAGACUUGAACAGUAAAUUGCUUUCCUUACUUCGUCCGUGCUAGCGUUCGUGCCGCAAGCAUUCUGCAUUCAUACGGUUGAGUGUUCCCAGACUGUUCACCCAAAACUUUCACACAAAUCUUAUUUCCUGUGCUUUCCGUGGUCACUUCAACUUAUGUACAUAGCUUGUAAAUAUUUGGCUUCAUGCAUAAAUACACGCUUGUUAUCCAAGA